Molecule: messenger RNA, 8971 nt
Organism: Tetranychus urticae (two-spotted spider mite)
Lineage: Eukaryota; Metazoa; Arthropoda; Arachnida; Trombidiformes; Tetranychidae
Gene: mask
Product: multiple ankyrin repeats single KH domain
Biological process (GO): innate immune response
Cellular component (GO): cytoplasm
Molecular function (GO): protein binding; RNA binding
Source: RefSeq, a predicted model, not a curated record
AGGUCUGUUUUAUGUGUAUUCCGGUAAGCAAAAGUGCUGCAAAUCUAAUGUAUUUAACAAAUUGUAUCGUUUCUGUGCGCUUAGUUUUACUUCAAAUUCAUUUCAAUAAACAUAUUGAUUGCUAACUUAUUUAAUUGUAAUCUGAUAUAACUCAUUCAUUAACUAUGAAUCGAGUUUUAUCUAGAUCUCCUCGUCAUUUUGCUCAAUGAAUAACCUUGAUUUUGAUACAUUUUCCUCUUGUUUUUCCAAUUCUCUCGGACAAUGGUAGAAAGUUCAGAAUCUGCCCGGAAAAGACCUCAUGAAGCUGUUGCUGCAGCCGUUGUAGAUGGCUCUUGUUUAAUAGAUGCAUGCAAUGUAGGUGAUCUUGAAGCUGUGCGUAAGCUUCUGGAUGAGGGAAGAAAUGUAAAUGAAAUAACGGAAGAAGGCGAAAGCCUUUUAUCUUUAGCAUGUUCCUCUGGUUACGCUGAGUUGGCCCAGUUAUUAUUAGCAACACGAGCCAACGUUGAAGAUAGAGGUUUAAAAGACACUACGCCAUUAAUGGAAGCAUCUAGUGCUGGCCAUGUUGAUAUAGUAAAACUUUUGAUAUCACAUGGAGCCAACGUUAACGCCCAGACGUCACAAGGGAAUACACCUUUAAUGUAUGCUUGUGCUGGUGGCCAUGUUGAUGUGGUUAAAGUUUUAAUUGAAGCUGGAGCCAAUGUUGAGGAUCACAAUGAGAAUGGUCAUACUCCCUUAAUGGAGGCAGCCAGUGCUGGUCAUGUUGCGGUGGCAAAAAUUUUAGUUGAAAAAGGUGCAAGUAUAAAUUCUCAUUCAGAUGAAUUUAAAGAAUCAGCUUUAACUUUAGCCUGUUAUAAAGGACAUUUAGAAAUGGUAAGAUUCCUAUUAGAAGCUGGUGCAGACCAGGAGCAUAAAACAGAAGAAAUGCAUACAGCAUUAAUGGAAGCAUCCAUGGAUGGUCAUGUGGAAGUAGCACGUUUACUUCUUGACUCUGGUGCUCAGGUCAAUAUGCCAGCUGAUAGUUUUGAAUCACCUUUAACUCUCGCCUCGUGUGGUGGCCAUGUUGAAUUGGCUAUGUUAUUAUUAGAAAGAGGUGCCAACAUUGAAGAAGUUAACGACGAGGGAUAUACACCUUUAAUGGAAGCUGCUCGUGAAGGACAAGAAGAAAUGGUAGCCUUAUUACUGAGUCAAGGAGCUGAUAUUAAUGCUCAAACUGAAGAAACCCAGGAGACAGCUUUAACACUAGCCUGUUGUAGUAACUCUCUGGAGGUAGCUGAUUUUUUAAUCAAAGCUGGAGCUGAUAUUGAAGCGGGUGGUAAUACACCAUUAAUGGAAGCAGCUCAAGAGGGCCAUAUUGAAUUGGUCAAACAUCUAAUAAAUGUGGGUGCUAAUGUUAAUGCUACCAAUGCUAAUGGAGAAACAGCUUUAAUGCAUGCCUGUGAAAACGGUCACACUGAUGUGGCUGAAAUUCUGUUAUAUGCCUCAGCUGAUUUAGAGCACGAAGCUGACGGUGGUCGCACUCCUUUGAUGAAGACUACUAGAGCAGGACAUAUUUGUACUGUUCAAUUUUUAGUUUCACGUGGAGCCAAUGUAAACAAGAUUACUCCUACAAAUGAUGCGACACCUUUAUCCCUUGCUUGUGCUGGAGGUCAUUUACCUGUUGUUGAGUAUUUGUUAAGUCAAGGAGCUGAUCCAACUCAUCGUCUAAAAGAUAAUGCAACAAUGUUGAUGGAAGCGGCUAAAGGGGGCCAUACAAAAGUAGUUCAGUUGUUAUUGGAUUAUCCUAACGCUAUUUGUAGGUCUCCUCCACCAGAAGAUGCCUCAUCCACCUCAGCACCCAAUCUCAACAAUAUAACAUCUCCAGAGCUAUGUGAUAAUUCGACCACCACCACGGUAACCACCACUACUACCACGACAACUAGUCGUAUGGUUCAACGAGGGUCAAUAAUAUCAACUCAAGAUACUUCGGAUAACCAAGUAACUUCUUCAACAAGUAGUCAAAGAAAAAGUUCUUCAAUUUCAAAUGCUUCCGGUAAAUAUGGUCUGCCAAAAACAUCUCGAAAUAAAAGUUUGUCUUUCAACAAGCCAUCUGAAUCUGUCGAACCCUAUAUACCUCUACCUAAAGGACGCAAUUCGUCUGCAUCUGGUAAACAUCUCGAGAGAAGUUUAUCAGAUAGCAGUGCAUCUCAACUUCUCAAUUCUGUUAAUUUGUUAAGCAACUCUACUGAUAACUCUUCCUCAUGUUCCUCUGGUACAGAUGCUUUCAAAGAUGCCGAAACUCUGAGUCAAUGUAUCAGUGUGAAGCUUGGUUCAAAUGAUGACCUGAGCCCAACUUCAAGGGAACAACAGAUUCUUCAUAAACAACAAAUUCUCGAGGAGCUGGUCCGAGUUGAAAAAGAAUUACAAGAAAAACGCCAAGAACAUUUAUUAUUAAACCAACAAGCUGAACAACAGCAACAGCUGAUUCAAACACUUUGUUAUGAAGCUGAUUUAUCUGCAUCAAGGAAUCAAGGGUUUGCAACAAUACCAGCUUCCACCAAUACCAGUCUCGUGUCCGAUGAUGGUCACAAUCAUCUUUUACAAACAUUAUCAGCCGAUCAACAGUCUUAUUCUUUAAAUAAUCUAACCACUAAUCUUUCCUCCCAAGCAAUGUUACUCCUUGAUAUGUCAGCUCUAAAACAGCAACUGGAAGCUGGUGAUCCUCUCAACUUUCAGUUGCCUUCAAGUCUCACCGCUUCAGGUACUAUUCCAAAUUCACAGCCUAUUCUUCUUCAAACAUCAUUUGGUGAAAGUAAUAUGACAAACUCAGCCAUAAAUUCUAGUAACAGUAACAUCAUCAAUAUUAGUAAUGACAGUAGUAAUAUUAGUAGUGCUAGCAGUACUGUUACAACUACUGAUACCAACUUUUUACUCAAUGGUCUGAAUAAAACACUCUCAGAUAUAUCAGCUUCAUCAGUUGUGCCUCAAAUAAUGACGUCCUCAAGCUUUAGCCCAUCCACAAUCUCCCCUUCAACUUCUAUUCCCGGUUCAAACAGAUCUCGAACAAGGCAAACAAUUAAAGUUAAAAAUGCCUUUUCUAAAGCUCACCAUCAUCAACAUCAGCAUCAGCAUCAACCAAUUAUACCCAGUUUUGAUGCAUUAAAUCACCGAACAUCUCCUUCAGGCAGUGGAACUUUAUUCUCAAGCUCAGUGGGGCCUUUAAUAGAGUCGUUUAAUUUUUCCAGCAUCCCAGUUUCUGCUGGGUCAUUUAGUCAAUCUUCUAUUCUACCAAGUCCAGGUACCAUUGCUACUUCAAUGGCCUUACCCGUGAUUACUUCAACCAAUUCAAUCAUUGCAGCUCAAGCUGAGUCAAUGACACAAACUCCCUCAAUUGAUCUGCUCAUUGAGAGUGAAACGCAAACUCCAACAGACGCUCCUUUACCUUCAACUAUCUCAAUCUCCACCAGUACCUCUAGUUUAACUUUAUCUAACGCGAAAUUAAACCCAGCAUCAUCACCACCCCCUUGGUAUCCUCCUAUUGACUUGGAUUCGCAAACGGAUUCUAAUCACGAUACUGCUUUAACUCUUGCAUGUGCUGGCGGUCACGAAGAGUUAGUUGAAUUAUUGAUCAAAAGAGGGGCCAAUAUUGAACAUAGAGAUAAAAAAGGUUUUACCCCACUAAUGUUGGCAGCUACUGCAGGUCAUGCUGGUGUUUGUGAGCUUCUUUUAAGUCACUCAGCUGAUAUUGAGUCUCAAUCAGAAAGAACCAAAGACACAGCCUUAUCUCUAGCUUGUUCAUCUGGUCGUUAUGAGGUAGUUGAGCUUCUUCUUGAAAAAGGUUCCAAUAAAGAGCAUCGUAAUGUUUCCGAUUACACACCACUGAGUCUUGCUGCUUCAGGUGGCUAUGUUAAUAUCAUCAAAUUACUAUUGAGUCAUGGAGCUGAAAUAAACUCUAGAACAGGUUCCAAACUGGGCAUAUCUCCUUUAAUGUUGGCUGCUAUGAAUGGACAUACAGGGACAGUUAAACUUUUAUUGGACAUGGGAAGUGAUAUAAAUGCGCAGAUAGAAACAAAUCGCAAUACAGCCUUAACAUUAGCGUGUUUUCAAGGCCGUAAGGAAGUCGUUGACCUCUUACUUGAUCGUAAAGCUAAUGUUGAACAUCGAGCUAAAACUGGUCUCACUCCAUUAAUGGAAGCAGCUUCUGGUGGAUAUGUGGAAGUGGGACGAAUCCUGCUCGAUAAAGGGGCUGAUGUAAAUGCUCCUCCAGUUCCAUCAUCACGAGACACGGCACUUACGAUAAGUGCUGAUAAAGGGCAUUAUAGAUUUGUUGAAUUAUUACUUCAACGAGGAGCUCAAGUUGAUGUUAAAAACAAGAAAGGUAGUUCCCCGCUUUGGUUAGCUUGUAAUGGAGGCCAUCUUGAUGUUGUACAGCUUCUGGUCAAUGCUAAAGCUGAUAUUGAUAGUCAAGAUAAUCGAAAAGUUAGCUGUUUAAUGGCGGCUUUUCGUAAAGGGCAUGUCAAAGUUGUAAAAUGGAUGGUCAAACAUGUAACUCAAUUUCCAAGUGAUCAAGAGAUGACCCGUUACAUUGCCAUGAUAAAUGAUGAUGAGCUUCUGAAAAAAUGUCACCAAUGUAUGGAGCAUAUUAGAGCAGCCAAAGAAAAACAAGCUGCUGAAGCCAAUAAGAAUGCGAACAUACUUUUGGAACAAAUCGACAUGGAAAGAUAUCGUGAGGAAACAAGGAGACUCGCUGCUGCACGUAGAAGAGAAAAGAAAAGGGAUAAGAAGAAGGAAAAACAAGAAAGAGAAAAGGCUGCUAAAGCUGCUCAAGAAUCAAAAGAUCCUGCUAAUAAACAGAAACAAGGAGGAAAACAAAAUAAGAAGAAUGAAGAGAAAGUUGAAGUUGAAGAAUCUGAUUCAGAUUUAGACGACGAUUCUGACUCUGCUGAAGAAGAAAAUAUUUUUGAAGAUAUAACCGUUGUUAAAAAUAAUCAAGUUAAUGAAAAUCCCGUUAAGGAAAUCAAGCAAAGAUCUGAGGAACCGCAACCUCCUGUUAAAACGCAAGCUGGUCCAGUUGAACCAGCUCGUGAAGUGAAACCAAUUUCAACACCAACUAAGAAAAAAGAAGCUGAAAAGAAUAAGAAAAAUUCAUCUCAAAAAGAGAAUAAUGCUCUUUCCAGUCAAAAACAAUCAACCGAGAAGAAAGAUAGUCAAAGUAAAGAUAUUAAAAAGCCAAAAGCUUCAUUGGAUAGAUCGCCAAUAUCAAACAAAGGAAAAUCAAAAAAUCAAGAAAAUUUAAAUGUUCCUAUUGAUCGAGAAAACUCGCCGAAUCACGAAAAUCAGACUAAAACAAUGGCACAUUCUGGUUUAAAUGAGAAAAAAAAUGCAGAAAAGACCAAUGCUUCUGAAACAAAUCGUAAAAACAUCAAUGAUAAUUUAUUGAGUGAGUUGAAUAUUGAAGUUCCAAAGGAUGUUACUUCAGAAAAAAACAUUCAUUCUCAGAAGAGUCCUUGUGCUACUGUAUCAACUAAAAGUACGUCUUCAUCCGUGUCGAAUGUUUCUGUUGGUAAUAGUGGCGCAUCAUCUAUAAGUAAUCAAAACAUUGGUCUUAAAAAGGGUCAAAAAAGAGAAGAAGGCUGGAAAGAGGUUGUAAGACGAUCUAAGAAAGUUUCGGUUCCAGCUAAUGCAAUCAGUAGAGUCAUUGGAAGAGGAGGCUGCAAUAUAAAUGCUGUACGAGAAAUUUCUGGCGCUCAUAUUGAAGUUGAAAAGCAAAAAGGCCAAGGUGAUCGUCAAAUAAUUAUUAAAGGAUCUGCCGAUGCAACGCGGCAUGCUCAACAAUUAAUCAAUGGCCUUGUCAAUGAAACUGAUAAAGAUUUAUCUCAAAUCGUUUCACAACUCGGAUUAAAUCGAUCAGCUAGUUCAAAUGAAGAGGACAUUUCCUUCAGUCGAAGUGGACCCAUUAAGAGUUUCAGCUCAACUUCAGUAAUAUCAUCUCAAGCUAAUCGUCCUACAACAGCUGUCUCGGUGCCAAAUACAUUGGUAUCAUCUUACAGUUCUGGUGUUACUAAGUCAUCAUCUGUUAGUGCUGUCUUCACAACUGUGUCACAUGCAACUUUAUCAACAGGAGGCCCUGCUAGAGCAUCGUCUGGUGUUGUAUCUGUUCGAGCUUCGGCACCAAUAAAUAAUUCUGCACCUCCAUUUGGGGGCUCGGUAUCUACUGUCAGCUCAAUCAAUGCUUGGACUUCACCUAAAUCAUCGAUACCACCAAGAAUGCAGUCCAAUAGCUCAAGUCAAUUCAUAAACUCAACAGUCACUACCUCUUCUCUCACCUUUUCUACCAGUUCUCCACCAGCUCUCUCCUCAGGAUCCAAGACAACCAUUUCCUAUACUACAGCAGUUUCAUCGUCAAAACCUAAGACCGUUGUAAAACCUAGCACCCAAUCUGUUAAUAAUCUGAGCUCAACAAAAUUCAUCACUGGCCCAGAAUCAAAGCCAUCAACAGGUGCACCUUUUGCUGCUCCUGUUAGACCAUUAACUCAACCAUUUAAUUCUGCAUCAAGAGUAAUCGGACCAACAGCAUCUAAUAAAAAUGUAACAUCUAAGCAACCUUUUGGUACUAACACUGGUAACAACAAUAACAAUAGCACUAGUGGUGGAAAUAAUGUCAGCAAUUCUGGCUGUGUUAGUGGUAUUAGUAGUAAUAGCAAUAGCAGCAACACUAAUAGUAGUUCUGUAACCACUACAACAACUACAAUACCACCUACAUCUUUACCUACACCUAAAACUUCUAGCUCAUCCAAUGUCCCCGGUUCACCAAAAUCAUCAAUACCCAAUUCAACACCCGAGUACACUCCAUUUAACAAUUUAUUUAGUAAAGUUGCCCAGGCAAGUGUUUGGGGACCUUCCAAGGAAGCCCAUAAGCCCAAUUUUGCUUCUGUUGCAGCCACGGGAAUAUCAUCUGUGGCAACAUCUCAAUCAGCGCCUCCUAUGACCAUUACAUCUUCUAAUAACGAACAUGAGCAUAUUUCGGUUGAUAUCUCUAAAGCUCCCGGUUAUCGUGGCAACUUGCAUAGUUCACCUGGCAACGCUUCGAUAACAUCAACACCUUCUUCAUCAGCUGGUCCCAAUUUCGGACCUAUUGGAAGUGGACCUAGAAACGCUCCCUGUACUCCUCCUCUGUCGACCAUCCCAGGAAUUGUCAGUUCAUCUGCGCCAGUUCGUUCACCAAUAUCUUCUGGAACAUCAAUUGUCUCUGCAGCACCAUCAUCAACAUCACCUUCAUCACCUCCACCUUCAGUCUCACCUCAACCAUCAGCUUCUUCCUCUCAACCUAGAACAAUGAUGAAAGAAUCAGCUUCUUCCGUUGAUUUAUCGCCAGCCGUUGUCUCUUCGUAUUCUAGCAAUACAAAUACAUCCAACAUAUCCUCAGGAUAUCAAUCUUCAGUUUCUUCAAAUGUAUAUACUUCCUCAUCAUUAGCAAACCAUCCAACAAGUAAACAGUCCAACUUCAAUCUUACCCCGGGUUCAAAUGCUUCACGAGGCUAUUCAACAACAACCACCUUUAGUCAACAUCAUGGCCCAUUAUCAUCCGUUGAUCCUAUCCAUCCGGCUGUGGCAUCAGGUUUAUCUGAUCCUCAUUCAGUUCAUGCCUGUGUAUCUUCAAUGAACCCUUCUAUGCCCAAUUUGAUCAAUACUACUGUUCAAAGUAGUUUAAAUCCCAAUGCACCCGACUUCUCGAUUCGCAGUAAUCCCAAUUACAUACCAAAUCUGUCUCACCAACAAAAUGGACCCUUAUUAAGAUCAGCAGCUCAUCAACAUCAUCUACAAGCUUCUCAACCUAGAACGAUGGGCUAUCAAGAUCUUAUGCCUAAUGUUCAAGGAAUCCAAUUACAGAAUCCGCAACAACAUGCUCCACCAUUGCACAUGCAAAUGAGAGCUGCCAUUUUAGCUGCUGGAGCUAGUCUUCAAAUGCAAACAUUACAAGCUCAAGCUGCUCAGGCUGCUCAGGCGGCUCAGUCUGCGCAAGCAGCUCAAGUAGCCCAAGUAGCUCAAGUGGCUCAAAAUCAUGUGAGAUAUCAAGUUGGUCCUGCUAAUGUACCCACACCAGGAUUACAUCCCCAGUUACAGAAUCAAUCAGCCUUAGGUGGAGAGUUCAAUCCACCAUCAGCAGAAACAUUAAGACUUCUCCAAACGGCACUUACAGCCUUUCCAGCUGCAAACGCUGUUCUACACCAAAGUCCACCCCAAAAUAUGCAACCCUACAAUAUGAUGCAACCACCUAUUAGUAUGCGUCAAGCACAGCAACAACAAGGACAACAAGCAUCACAGCAAACCCAUCAACAGCAUCACCAUCCUGGUCAGCAGCCAAACUCACAGCGGACUCAAGCCGGAGGAUCCAAAGAGGCAGAUAUGAGCGAUAUGAGUGAAGAGAGGAAAUUACCUCGUCCCAUUGGUACUGAGAGGGCACAGAAAAAGAAUCCAAUACACGGAAUGUCCAGUUCAAAUAUGGGCUACUCACCUGGGAUAGAAAAUUUACAACCAAAUCUUUGGCCUUUCCCUAAUUCAGUAGAGAUGCCCUCGGCAGAGGGUAAUGAAUGGUUACUUCCAGGGGCUGGUGCAGCACCAAAUGAUGAAUUAAUGGCUAGCAUGAUGCCAAUCAACUACAUGAUGAACCAUAAUUAUGUUUCGAUGAAUGAAACUGUUCCAGAGCAACACGAACCUGAUUAUACUGUUGGUUAUCCUUAUUUUCCUUCUGAUAUUUAAUAAAUAGUGUUGCAAUGAAAUGCACCAUUUGUUGAAGGUUUAACUUGAGGCUUUUGCCAUUUGCCUAAUAAUAAAAAUGAUAUCACUCAAAAAGUAAACAAUUCAAAAUGGAAAUUGUCAUUUUUUCAUCUUUUGUCAAUCUUACUGUUUUGAUUACUCAAAAAUGUAUUGAAAUCAAAAAUUAAUCUUUUCAUUUAGAGUAGAAAAGAAAUUAAAUCUUUCCAGUUCAAUUUAA